Messenger RNA from Nothobranchius furzeri (turquoise killifish), 2255 nucleotides. It is a transcript of the gene atp1b1b, whose product is annotated as ATPase Na+/K+ transporting subunit beta 1b. The record is from RefSeq and is a predicted model, not a curated record. Gene Ontology annotation, molecular function: ATPase activator activity. Gene Ontology annotation, cellular component: sodium:potassium-exchanging ATPase complex. Gene Ontology annotation, biological process: intracellular potassium ion homeostasis; sodium ion export across plasma membrane; potassium ion import across plasma membrane. NCBI's taxonomy places the organism in Eukaryota, Metazoa, Chordata, Actinopteri, Cyprinodontiformes, Nothobranchiidae.
UUUUGGGGCGGGGCUGACAAGAAGACGGGUUAUAUAGUAGGUGACCCCGGCGCUUCUGUACCUCUCCGACAAGCGUCAAAGUAAAGUAACCGACGGCGGGAGUCCACCGGAGACCGACCGUUAGCAGCUCGUGGAGAUAAGUCACUAUGGCCUCUAAAAAAGACGACGGCGGCUGGAAGAAGUUCCUGUGGAACUCUGAAACGGGAGAGCUGCUCGGUCGGACCGGAGGAAGUUGGUUCAAGAUCACACUGUUCUACGUCGUCUUCUACGGCCUUCUGGCAGGGAUCUUCGUCGGCACCAUUCAGGCCCUGCUCUUUACCCUGAGCGAGUACAAACCCACCUGGCAGGACAGAGUGGCCCCCCCUGGCCUUUCACACACUCCACGGACAGAGAAGGCCGAGGUUUCGUUCAGAUCGAAGGACUUUGAGACCUACCUGCCGUACACCAAAGCUCUGAAGGAGUUCCUGAGUCAGUACGAUGAGGAGAAGCAGAGGGACCAGAUGAAGUUUGAGGACUGUGGAUUGGAACCUGCCGAGUACAAGAACCGAGGGGACUUGGAGAGCGACAUGGGCCAGAGGAAGGCCUGUCGUUUCUCCAGGAGCCUGCUGGGUCCCUGCUCAGGCCUUGAUGACAGAGACUUUGGUUUCAAAGAAGGCAAACCCUGUUUGAUCGUCAAGCUCAACAGGAUCGUCAACUUCAGACCUCGGCCUCCCAUGUCUAACGAUACCAUUCCUGAAGAGGUACAACCCAAGGUGCAGCCCAACGUGAUCCCUCUGCACUGCACCCACAAGAAAGAGGAGGACGCAGGUAAAAUCGGGGAGAUCAAGUAUUUUGGGAUCGGCGGCGGUUUCCCUCUGCAGUAUUACCCCUACUACGGCAAGCGGCUGCACCCCCACUACCUCCAGCCACUGGUGGCGCUGCAGUUCACCAACCUGACCAUGAAGACUGAGCUGCGUAUUGAGUGUAAAGUGUACGGAGAUAACAUCGACUACAACGAAAAGGAUCGCUACCAGGGACGCUUUGAAAUCAAGAUCCAGGUGGACGAUUCGUGACCAAGACCAGGACCAUAGCACCGUCCCUCAUCCCACACACCCCCCCCCCGUUGACCCCCACCACAUAGCAAUUAUCUGUAAGGAUUGUUGAGUCAGUCAUGACUAGUCCUGACGAGGAGGAAGUGCUUGUUGGGGGACGAUGUGUAAUCUGCUUUCAUCGCUAGCUUCUACGCCUCUUUCUAGCUCUAGAAUCAAAUUUAGAAGAAGACGAGUAGCGUUAGGGCCAAUAAAUCUAUUUAUUCCAUUGUAAAUUACUUCUUCACAAGCCGAGGGAUGCUGUUCACUGACGACUGAAGACCAAUCCCAUCCGUCCGUCCUUCUCUGUAGACCCUAGUUGUGGAGAGAGCAGUAGUUUCAGCAUCCGGUGCCUCCAAAUCUCGCCGUUCCUCUUGUCUUUCUGGCUUUCAGCAGGCUUUAGCAGUGGGGCUGUGCUCCCCCUCUCCGAAUCAACGCACACUUGUCUUUACUUAAUGAUUGAAACAGUCGAUUCACUCUUCUGAUCUGCGGGAGGAGAAGGCUGCACUCCAGGAAAUGUCUUUUACUUCUGUCGUUGAGUCAUUUAACUUGUGAAGGGGUUUUAUUACUUGGUUUUAUGUCUUUAUCUGUUUUGUUUUGCCUUGAAUGUAGACUUGUGUGUCCAGCCUGUUAGACACCUUGGCCUGCUGUCAGGGCAGUGGUGCUAACUGAACAUUUCUUCUCGUUUUUUUUUUUUUUGUUUGUUUUUGUUUUUUUGCUGGAUUUAUUGAAGCGUCAUGGUGUAACUUAAUGUUUUAACCAUUUAAACAUGGUGGAAGGAUUUUAUAUUUAUGCAGAUGUACAUUUUGUUUCCUGACAGAUAUUUUAAUGUAUAAAUGCAAUACCAAAGUGAUGAGCUGGAGCGUGUCGGAGAAGCGAUGCAGUGCUGAUUUGUAGAAUGUCACCAUGCUAAGUGCUAAAGUCCACCUUUUGCCUUGCAGGCUUUCAGUGGUUAACCUUUUGUUCUGCGUUUAUGGCCAUGAACGAUGUCUAAGUAGACGGAACAAGUAACAGAUUAAUUCCAGAACAAAGCUACCUUUUUGCUGAGCUCUGACCUUAAAUGACUGGUAUCUUAAAUAUUCCAUAGGAACUCAUGUUGGCGAUGCGCUUAACUUGAGCAAGCCUUUCACCAGUUCACCCACCUUUAUUUCUUCAAAGAUGGAAACAAAUAAAGUCAUAGUGAACCUU